AUGAAUCAUGAACCUGAAUUUAAUGCUGACUUUGAAAGUUUCUUGUUCUCUAUGAAACUUGUUGAAGCUGAUAUCAAGCGUGUUCAUCUUGAAUUAGACUUCUUACGAAAAGCUUUCGUCAUACUUCAACGUAGAUUAUUCACGUUAUCACUUGCUAAUGUUUUUGUUUUCCAAGACGUUUGUGUUUUCAUGGAGCAUUGUCCUAAUAUUUGA
Molecule: messenger RNA, 213 nt
Organism: Clunio marinus
Lineage: Eukaryota; Metazoa; Arthropoda; Insecta; Diptera; Chironomidae
Source: the annotation of a GenBank genome assembly